UUAUUUUGUCGUUAUUGGACUGAAUUAGUCUUCUUCAACAGCCCAGCCCACUUCGGGCCCAACCUACUUCGGGCCCAGUUAUCAACUAACAUUGAUUCGGCCCGAUUAGCAACCGUCGAGUAAAUUGUUCUGCUCACACUUUUCACACAGUCUCUGCCUCUCUCUCUACGGAUUCGCAGCAGCAAAUGGAAGACAUAGAGGACUUAUUGGUCGGGGGAGGCGGCGGAGCGCCGCCGGGAUUUCGGAUUCCGGUCGCAGCCGCCGUCGGUAUCAAGCCAAAGAAGAGCGUUUCCCGUGAUUAUCUCAAGGACUACAGCACUUCCAAAAUACCUGGCACUCAGACAAUCUACAUAAAGACUUUUGGGUGUUCACAUAAUCAGAGUGAUAGCGAAUACAUGGCAGGGCAACUUUCUGCAUUUGGAUACAAUUUGAGUGAAAACCAGGAUGAAGCAGACCUAUGGUUGAUAAACACCUGUACAGUUAAGUCCCCUAGUCAGUCUGCUAUGGAUACACUUAUUACUAAAUGUCGAAAUGCAAAAAAGCCUCUAGUGGUUGCCGGAUGUGUUCCUCAGGGAAGUCGUGAUCUGAAAGAGCUCGAUGGAGUAAGUAUAGUUGGAGUCCAGCAAAUUGAUAGAGUGGUAGAAGUCGUCGAAGAAACCCUAAAAGGUCACGAGGUUCGACUCCUGACUCGGAAGACACUACCAGCACUUGAUCUUCCAAAGGUGAGAAAGAACAUGUUUGUGGAGAUCCUUCCGAUUAACGUUGGUUGCUUAGGUGCUUGCACUUAUUGCAAGACAAAGCAUGCUCGUGGUCAUCUUGGAAGCUACACUGUUGAUGGCCUCGUUGGUCGUGUGAGAUCUGUAAUAGAUGAUGGAGUCAAGGAGAUCUGGUUAAGUAGUGAAGACACUGGAGCAUAUGGUCGUGACAUUGGGGUUAAUCUUCCAAUUUUAUUGAAUUCAUUAGUAGCAGAGCUUCCUUCUGAUGGAAGCACGAUGCUGCGAAUUGGAAUGACUAAUCCUCCUUAUAUCCUAGAACACUUGAAAGAAAUAGCUGAGGUUUUGCGCCACCCUUGCGUGUAUUCUUUCCUUCACGUACCAGUUCAGUCUGGAAGUGAUCGCGUCUUGACUGCGAUGAACAGGGAAUAUACUGUUGGUGAGUUCAGGACGGUGGUUGAUACAUUGAUGGAACUGGUGCCUGGAAUGCAAAUAGCUACUGAUAUCAUAUGUGGAUUUCCAGGGGAAACGGAUGAAGAUUUUGAAGCGACGGUCAACCUCAUCAAGGAUUACAAGCUUCCUCAAGUUCACAUAUCACAAUUCUACCCUCGGCCUGGAACACCCGCUGCAAGGAUGAAAAAGGUUCCCAGUAAUAUUGUGAAGAGACGCAGUCGUGAGCUGACUACUGUAUUCGAGUCAUUUACACCAUAUGUUGGAAUGGAAGGCAAAAUAGAGAGGAUAUGGAUCACCGAUAUCGCAACAGAUGGAAGCCACUUGGUGGGUCACACGAAAGGAUACAUCCAGGUGCUAGUAGUUGGGCCAGAAAGCAUGUUGGGGUCUUCAGCCACUGUGAAGAUAACAUCGGUCGGAAGAUGGUCGGUUUUUGGAGAGGUUAUCCAAAUCCAUAGCCAAAACACUAAGCCCCGUAAAAAUAGUGCUCGUGUUGAAAAAAAUUCAUGUUCCAACUCGAAAGAAACCUGUUGUUCUGAAGAGUCGGAAACCUGUGCUUGCGGACUCACAAGUGGCUGUGGACAAACUGAAGAGGCAACUGAUGUUUCGGUUUUAAAGGAUGACCAAAAGACGGGCGAAAUUAGAAGCCAAAAUUUAAUAGGAUAUUUACUCAGGAAGCGGAAGAAUAGUUCUCAUAGAAAGAUCGAGAAUCAGGUGGUGAAAGAAAUGGAUGGAAAUGAAGGAACCUCGAAUGACUGGGCUCUUGUCGAUAAAGCUCUUCUUGUUGGAAUAGUCAUGAGCUUGUUGACCAUAAUUGCUAUUUUUCGUUUCUGGUUAUAGAGAUUUCUCACUCUGAAUAAUUAGUGUAUGAUUAUUGAUUUAUGGCAAAAUGCUGCUACAGGCCUCAGGUCUUUAGAAUUUUUGAAAUGAGUAACAUACUUUCGGUGGGAAUUUCAAAUUGUCUGCUGUAAUAGUUUUCUUUCUCUAAGUUUUUACUGUAGUUGCAGCAUUUUGGAAUGUUUGAGAAACAUUGUUGUGAAAUUAAUUUCUA
This is a messenger RNA of Erythranthe guttata (spotted monkey flower), 2214 nucleotides long. RefSeq names its product Methylthiotransferase. Gene Ontology annotation, molecular function: tRNA (N(6)-L-threonylcarbamoyladenosine(37)-C(2))-methylthiotransferase activity; 4 iron, 4 sulfur cluster binding. Lineage: Eukaryota; Viridiplantae; Streptophyta; Magnoliopsida; Lamiales; Phrymaceae. The record is from RefSeq and is a predicted model, not a curated record. Gene Ontology annotation, cellular component: endoplasmic reticulum. Gene Ontology annotation, biological process: tRNA methylthiolation.